Molecule: messenger RNA, 463 nt
Organism: Brassica napus (rape)
Lineage: Eukaryota; Viridiplantae; Streptophyta; Magnoliopsida; Brassicales; Brassicaceae
Product: 40S ribosomal protein S14-2
Exons: 3
Coding region: 32-310 (92 amino acids)
Biological process (GO): ribosomal small subunit assembly; translation; maturation of SSU-rRNA from tricistronic rRNA transcript (SSU-rRNA, 5.8S rRNA, LSU-rRNA)
Cellular component (GO): cytosolic small ribosomal subunit; ribosome
Molecular function (GO): structural constituent of ribosome; mRNA 5'-UTR binding; small ribosomal subunit rRNA binding
Source: RefSeq, a predicted model, not a curated record
UUGAUAUGUGUGAAGAUUGGUUGCAGGGGGAAUGAAAGUGAAGGCUGAUCGUGAUGAGUCCUCUCCUUAUGCUGCUAUGCUUGCUGCUCAAGAUGUUGCUCAAAGAUGCAAGGAGCUUGGCAUUACAGCUAUGCAUGUGAAGCUCCGUGCCACUGGAGGGAACAAGACCAAGACUCCAGGUCCUGGUGCUCAGUCUGCACUCCGAGCUCUUGCUCGUUCUGGCAUGAAGAUUGGUCGCAUUGAGGAUGUGACUCCAAUUCCAACCGAUAGCACCCGUAGAAAGGGUGGUAGAAGGGGAAGACGUCUCUGAUUUGUUUCUUUCUCACAAUCUCUCAUUUGGUGCUACUUUCUAAAUUCCCCGGAACUCUUGUUGCUAUUGUUUUAAAAACUUUGCAUUUCAUUUCUUUUAUAUGAUACAUCACUGAAGAUGUUUAAUUAAAGAUAAACUAUUUUUAUGAAGCAA